UACCGCGUUUUGUUUUAUCAUCACGGUGCCGUAAUGAGAAGCGCACGGGUCUUCUGUGGAUUCCCUUGAUUGACAGAUCGCUGCAAAAUAAUUAAAACAUUUUUUUUUGCGCAGUGGCAUUGUAGAAAAGAUGCAUUUGUGAUUUUUAUUUAAUUUAUUUUUUGGUAGAAAGCAUCCGUUUCCGACUACAGCUAUGUAGUUUCUACUUCUGUGCCUUUUAUAAUUAGUUAAAAUUGCAUUUAACUUGCAUCUGCAUUGCAUUGCGUUACACGGUUGUGCUGGGCUGUGGAGCUGGAGGAAGUAUGGGACUGCCUGCGUUAGAGUUCAGCGACUGCUAUGUGGACAGCCCUCAGUUCCGAGAGAGGCUGAAGUCUCAUGAGCUGGAAUUAGAGAAGACCAAUAAGUUCAUCAAGGAGCUGAUUAAGGAUGGGAAAGCUUUAAUUCAAGCCCUGAAAAAUUUGUCCACUGCGAAGAGAAAGUUUGCAGAGUCACUGAACGAGUUUAAAUUCCAGUGCAUUGGCGAUGCAGAAACAGACGAUGAGAUAUGCAUUGCCAAAUCACUACAGGAGUUUGCUGGAGUCUUACAGAACCUGGAAGAUGAGAGGACACGAAUGAUUGAAAAUGCCAGUGAUGUGUUGAUCUUGCCACUGGAACGUUUCAGGAAGGAGCAGAUAGGAGCUGCAAAGCUCUCUAUAGUUUGCUGUGUAUUCAUUAAACCGUUACUCUGCCUCAAUAAAAUGUUUGAGUUUGUGGAGCCGUUGCUGGCUUUUCUACAGGGUCUGUUUACAUAUUAUCAUCAUGGGUACGAACUGGCCAAAGACUUCAACCAUUUCAAGACAGACCUCACAAUCAGCAUUCAAAAUACGCGGAACCGGUUCGAGAGCACACGUUCAGAGGUGGAAUGUUUGAUGAAGAAGAUGAAGGAAAACCCACACGAACAUAAGAGCAUCAGUCCACACACAAUAGAAGGAUACCUGUUUGUGCAAGAGAAACGUUCCUUCGUGUCCACAUGGGUGAAGUACUACUGCAUCUAUCACCGAGAGCCCAAACGCAUGACCAUGAUGCUGUUUGAUCAGAAAUCUGGGGCCAAAAAUGGAGAUGAGGAAAGCUUUACGCUCAAAUCUUGCACCAGAAGGAAAACAGACUCCAUUGAGAAAAGGUUCUGUUUUGACAUUGAAGCCGUGGACCGGCCUGGCAUGAUCACCAUGCAGGCGCAGUCAGAGGAAGACCGCAGACUCUGGAUGGAAGCCAUGGACGGAAGAGAACCGGUAUACACCCUGAAUCGUGACAGCCAGAAUGAAGCUAUGGCACAAUUAGAUGUCCUCGGCUUCAACAUUGUCAAAAAAUUCAUCUAUGCCAUAGAAACCAGAGACCCCAAAACUUGUGCAGAUGUGGAGCUGAACAGCACAGAAUGGGAGAUCAAGACCAUCACCAGUGCAAUAAAGCACUACCUCAGGAUGCUGCCGGCCCCUCUCAUGACAUACCAGUACCAGAGGAGCUUCAUCAAAGCAGCCAAACUGGACAAUCCCGAGGCGAGGGUGGCAGAGAUCCACUCCAUAGUGCACCGUCUCCCGGAGAAGAACCGCCAGAUGCUGGAGCUUCUCAUGAAACACUUGGCUAAAGUGGCCAGUCACCACCUGCAGAAUUUGAUGACGGUUGCUAACCUCGGCGUAGUGUUCGGCCCCACACUCUUGAGGCCUCAGGAAGAGACUGUCGCUGCAAUCAUGGACAUCAAGUUCCAGAACAUUGUGGUAGAAAUCCUAAUCGAGAACCACGAACGGAUUUUCAAAGACAUGCCAGUGUCUGGAGGAGGGCAGGGCAACUCCCAGCUCAACCUGCCCAGGCGGAGGAGUGCAGACAGCAAGGCCCCGUCCUGCAGCGAGAGACCCCUCACUCUUUUCCACACCCCCUCAUUUUCAGAGAAAGACAAAGCAGUGGAGAAGAGGAACAGUAUGGUUGUAAACUCCAGUGCAGACUUGUCAUCAGUAAAUUGCAACAGCACACUCAGCUGGACUCGACUCGACAGCCUGCCCACUGGAGACGGAGACCACGAUGGGCUUCAGCUGCCCAAGCAGAGUCGGCCAAAUUCACUUCAAAAUCCAAAGGUUCGCAGCAGUAUAUCGACAAGCCCGGCUUCACCCAGUCCCACCUCACCACGCUCCCCCUCGUGGCCGAUGUUCUCUGCCCCCUCCAGCCCCUCCAGCGAAUCCUCCCCCGUCAGUCCUCCGCCACGAAAGGCACGUGCACGAUACGCCUGCAAAGCUGAACAUGACUCUGAGCUGUCCUUUAUCGCAGGCACCAUAUUCGAGAAUGGUAAGUUCCCAACAGCGGGGUCUCCAUUUUUAGCCCUCAGUGUACUGGGUAUAUCUGGUUAGUUAAGCAGGUUUGAGUCUUGAGAGUCGGCAUAAGAGCAGCAAACUGAGAUCUCUGCUUUGUUCCACCUUUUGCCCUUUAACAGGUUAUCAGAGCUCCAAGCUGCCGCAGUUUGACACUUGACACCGCUUAGCAGUAGAUCAGAUUAUUGUUUAAUGAAACCUCAGGCGUGU
This is a messenger RNA of Sinocyclocheilus grahami, 2546 nucleotides long. Its product is annotated as rho GTPase-activating protein 26-like. The transcript has 21 exons. Bases 303 to 2375 code for a protein of 690 amino acids. Lineage: Eukaryota; Metazoa; Chordata; Actinopteri; Cypriniformes; Cyprinidae. The record is from RefSeq and is a predicted model, not a curated record. Gene Ontology annotation, molecular function: GTPase activator activity; protein binding. Gene Ontology annotation, biological process: signal transduction. Gene Ontology annotation, cellular component: cytoplasm.